Molecule: messenger RNA, 4712 nt
Organism: Carcharodon carcharias (great white shark)
Lineage: Eukaryota; Metazoa; Chordata; Chondrichthyes; Lamniformes; Lamnidae
Gene: ilf3b
Product: interleukin enhancer binding factor 3b
Exons: 20
Coding region: 128-2605 (825 amino acids)
Cellular component (GO): precatalytic spliceosome
Molecular function (GO): single-stranded RNA binding; double-stranded RNA binding
Source: RefSeq, a predicted model, not a curated record
GGGGCGAGCGAGCUGCAGCUGCGCCUGCGCACUGGAUUCCAUAAAGGGAGCCGUUAGCGGCACGCGGGUCACGUGAGCCUUUUUGUCCUUUUCCCAUCGAGUGUGCGGCCGGGAGCGGGCGAGGGCUAUGGUUCGUGGUGGCUUAAAGAAAUCUCAAGGUGGUAAGAGAAAACUAAAGUUGAUGCCACCACCACUGCCAGUGUGGGACAAGAGGCAGGCUUACAUGGAGCUCCUGUACUGGGACGAACUCAUUCGCAGUGGCAGGCGCCUGUACCCUCAGGACUACGAUAGAUACGAGGAGCUGCGCCUGUGGUACGACUGCCUGUGCUUUGAGGAGGGGCUGAAAUCUUAUCGUCCAAGGAUAUUGGAAAAACUACCCAAAGCACCGAAGAAAUCACGUAAGAAGCCAAAGAAACCCUCCAAGGUAGAGCGGGUGGAGGCUGAAACCACAAUGCGUCCCAUGCGUAUAUUUGUGAAUGAUGACCGGCAUGUGAUGGCAAAACAUGCUGCCAUCUACCCAACUCAAGAAGAACUGGAAGCAGUUCAGAAUAUGGUGUCACAUACAGAGAGGGCACUGAAAGCAGUUUCUGACUGGUUGGAUGAGCAGGAGAAGGCCAGUAUUAAAACAGAAGUUACUGAAGUGACUGAGGCACCAACAACAGAAGGAGAGAAUAAGGAGGGAACGGAAGACCAUGACAACUUUACCAUGGAACAGAAGUCUACAGAACAGAAUGCCAGCCGGACCCUACGUGGAGUGAUGCGAGUUGGGUUGGUGGCCAAGGGCCUCCUUCUGAAGGGUGAUCUUGACCUUGAACUUGUACUGCUGUGCCGGGACAAGCCUACCAAGUCGCUGUUGACAAAGGUCAAAGAUAAUCUGGCUGUACAAUUUGCGACCAUUACUGAGGAAAAGUAUGAAAUCAAUCCUUCAAUUAAAGAUGCAGCCAUUAUUAUAAAGAAUGACAAAGAGGAGCCACUAACCUUGAAGAUCAAGUUGACCUCGCCUCUGGUCCGAGAAGAGCUUGAGAAGCAGGCUGCUGGAGAAACAGUAACGAUGAGUGAGCCUGCGGAUGUAUUGGACAGGCAGAAAUGCCUAACCGCCUUGGCGUCCCUGCGACACGCCAAAUGGUUCCAGGCCAGAGCAAAUGGGCUGAAGUCAUGUGUCAUUGUCAUCCGUGUUCUACGGGAUUUAUGUUCAAGAGUUCCCACCUGGGCACCACUUAAAGGAUGGCCUUUAGAGUUGAUCUGUGAAAAAGCAAUUGGAACUGCUAACAGACCUCUGGGUGCAGGAGAGGCAAUGCGAAGAGUCUUAGAGUGUCUGGCUUCUGGAAUUCUAAUGCUAGAUGGACCUGGUAUCUAUGAUCCAUGUGAAAAAGAAGCUACAGAUGCCAUUGGCAGUCUUAACAGACAGCAAAGAGAGGACAUAACCCAAAGCAGUCAGCAUGCACUGCGCCUGGCUGCUUUUGGACAGUUGCAUAAAGUAUUGGGAAUGGAUCCUCUGCCUUCCAAACUCCCUAGAAAACCUAAAAAUGAAAAUCCAGUGGAUUAUACAGUUCAAAUUCCUCCAAGUGCAUUCAGCACACCAGUGAAGCGGCCAAUGGAUGAAGACUCUGGUGAGGACAAGUCUCCCAUCAAGAAGAAAAAGAAAACUCAAAAAAAAGCAGCAGAGGAAAAGGUCGAACCUGCCCAAGCAAUGAAUGCAUUAAUGAGACUUAACCAACUGCGACCUGGUCUUCAAUACAAAUUAAUUUCCCAGACGGGUCCUGUCCAUGCUCCUGUAUUCACUAUGUCUGUGGAAGUUGACGGAAAGAGCUAUGAAGCAUCGGGGCCAUCUAAAAAAACUGCGAAGCUGCAUGUUGCGGUCAAGGUUUUGCAGGAUAAGGGACUCCCAACUGGAGUAGAACCUGAGAAAGUUGAAGAAACUGUAGUUAAGAUAGAACCCAAGCCAAUUGCUCCAGCUCCUGCAGCAGUAACUGUAAAGACGGUAGCUGUGACUCCAGAGGCUGAGAGUACACGUCAGCAAGGUCCAAUUUUGACCAAACAGGGAAAAAAUCCAGUAAUGGAGCUGAAUGAGAAGCGAAGGGGGCUGAAAUACGAAUUAGUAUCUGAGACUGGUGGCAGCCAUGAUAAACGGUUUGUUAUGGAGGUUGAAGUUGAUGGACAGAAAUUCACUGGGUCAGGCUCCAAUAAGAAAGUGGCUAAAGCGCACGCUGCAUUGGCUGCUCUAGAAAAACUAUUCCCCCACCAACCUCCUGUAGAAGUAAAGAAAAAGCGAAUUGCUCAGCCACCGCAGCACAACAUGGGAUUUAGUGGUGGUAUGGGAAUGGGAGUGCUCCCUGCAGGUCCUCCUGCAGGUCCUCCUGUGCAGAGAGGUAGAGGUCGAGGACGUGGACGAGCUGGCAGAGGUGGUUUCAAUGCAUCCAGCAAUUCUGGCUACUUGUCUUCUGGGACUGGCUAUGGUGGAGGAAACUAUGGUUACGGUGGUGGUGGUGGUGGCGGUGGAGGAGGGGGUGGUGCUAACUAUGGUUAUGGAUCCUCUAAUUCCUCUGGUGGAUACGCUGCAGGUGACUUUUUCAAAGACAGCUUCCAAGAUUUUCCCUCUGGCUAGAGGGUGAAAAUUGAUACAAAAACCUGCCCCUCCCACUUUGGUCUAAUUCAUUUGAACUGUUGACGCCCAAAGUCUGCAGACACAUGCUGGACUUGCUGCUUCAUCUGGACUCUGAUAUUUUGUGCCCACUCAAAUGGCAAAUACACACUGGUUUUUUGACUCCGAAUUCUGACAUCCAUCAGAGAAGCGUCUUUUGUCUGCAGCAUUUGUCACCUUUGUAUUGACGGACUUUGGGGAGGAGGCUUCUACAAGACCACAGCAACUGAAAAGCAAUAAAUCUGUUGAAAGCAAUGGAGAAGCAAAAGGAUUUCACUGUCCAAAAGAAACAAUUCUGAUUUCCCCAUGUGGAGUUCCCAUAAAUAACUAAUCAGGCCAAUUCUACAUAUGGAACUUCAUAUACUAGCACUGUACAGAGGCAGGACGUGUGGCCUGAUCUCUUAAAAAGUCCAAAUCAUUUAAACCUGGGGCUAUAGUGCUUCAACAUGUUGCAUCCAAAUGUUUUAAUGAUGCAACUUUUUGUGGUUUCACACCUUUUGCAUAAUGCAGUUGAUACCAGUGGGAAGAGGCAUGUUAUUUAUGCCAGCUGAUUUUUGGGAGGUGUUGUAUAUGAGUGCUUUGAUUCUGACCAGUUAACAAAAUAUUUAAUUUGUCUAUUGAAUGCUUCUAAAUCUACAUGUUGAAACGAGUACUCUGAAAUCACAGCCAGAUUAGAUGAUCACACUCCACCCCUCCCAAAUUUAUAUGUUGGUGUUAUAUUCUGUUUUAGUGUUGGAUUAGUUUGGCAUCUAGUUUAGGCUCUAAAUACAACAGAGAACUGGAAUGGAAUCUCCGCAUGGCAUUUUGCUGUUUAAAAAGCAUGCAGCUCCCCUGUCACUGUCAGAAACAACCUCAGUACAAUUCAGGGAGCUGAAUUCUAUUUCAUGUUGAAAUAGAAUUGUCGUGUUUUCACACUCUGCCCUAUUACCUCUUUCCACCCUUGUAAUUGUCUCUUAAGCUAUGCCCAUGAAUCUAUCAGUCUGAAUGUAAAUAUAAAUUUGGAGAGUUUUAUUUGUUCAGACUUGAAGAGUUCUAGUGUCAUGCCUGUGAUGUAAAUUUAGGACAGCAUUUCUCAGAGCAGAAGUGGCCACUUGACCCAGUGAGUCUCAUCUCAUAAAUAAACCCCUUCUACCUAUAUUAUUAUAGUCCUCAAUCCCUUCUCUAUGCGGAGAUUCAUUUCAUUAUUGAACCCAUUUACUCUUGUUACUGUGGUUUUCAAGAAGCUGUGUUUCCUCUGGAUGAAAAGAAAUUGCACCUGGCUUCCUUUCUGAACUACUUGUCUGAUCUUUAGUACGCCCUAUUGUUUGAGCCUUCACUGGUCCACAUUAUGCUUGAAUAAAUUAAUUCAGUUCACAGUUUCAUCCUAUUGAGCCAGAUGUGUAGAUGUGGCUCUGGACGUUAUGCACUGUUUGGCAUUCUGAUCUGGGAUGUUCAGAAGUUGCUAGAUUUUCAUAUAUGAAAAUAUAACCGCAGCAUCUGUUAAGGUGAUUUUCUGAAGGUUAUUUUCCCUUUUGACAGUUUCACUAAUUGCUUCAGUUGACUCUUUCAGACAGUACGUGGUUCACUGCUAACUACAUUUGUUGCAGUAAAUGCACUGGAUCGCAUAUGGUCUGUACCUACGUUAAGUUAUUUCAAUGAGUGGAAUAUUCUUCCAAAGUUGGUGUUUGAAAUUAGCCAUGGCAUUUUAGGGGCAGAGUACAACAUGCUAACUGUGUGGUAUAAUUCAAAGCAACAACAUUACAGGGAUUUCUGGCUUUGAUCUUGCUGGGCUUGAUUUUAAUGUCAUUUUAUACCAAUGUGUUUCCUAGUUUAGGUAGUAUAAAACUUAGUAAUACUGACCCUACCCCAUCAAAGAAAAUACAGGUUGCAGGUGAAGCAGUAGGGUUGCACUUAUUCAUGGGAUUUUAUGUAUGACCUAUUUUAUUGUGCCUCCCUGUCAGUUAACAUUUUAAUGUUGAUUUUUGUGUUGUAACUUUUUUUUUCUACAAGAGAACAAAUGUAUAGCAUCCUGACCAGGACUGAUGUCAGAUUUGUUUUAUUCAAGUUCAAUAAAAGUUUCUAAGGAAUAAAA